This is a messenger RNA of Rotaria sp. Silwood1, 1509 nucleotides long. The record is from the annotation of a GenBank genome assembly. NCBI's taxonomy places the organism in Eukaryota, Metazoa, Rotifera, Eurotatoria, Philodinida, Philodinidae.
AUGGCAAUAUUUGGUCUACAGAUAGUCAUAUCUUUAGUUGUUUUUUGUUUUUUAACUAAAUUAACAAAAUAUUAUUCAUUUGGUCGAUGGCUACUUUGUAAUGGUUUAUUUCGUUAUUGGCCACCAACAAAUGAAGAAUUGAAACAAGCUAUAAAACAACGUUAUGCAAAAGAAUCAAAUAGUAAAUCUAAAAAACAAUCAAAUAUAUCAAAAUCUUAUCAUAAAAGUUCAACAACAAAUAAUAAUGAUUCAUCAAAUACAAUAGAAGAAUUUCCUAUUCCAAUUGAUACAUCAAUUGAAUUAAAAUUAAUACCUUUAACACAUCAUGAUGUUAUACAAGUUAAAUAUAUUGAUGAAUUUUUUUCUUUAGUUGAUUUUAUAACAGGUUCAAUAAUAAUAUUUCUAUUAACUGAAUUAUAUCUUUAUGUAAUACCAAUAAUACGUCAAAAUAAUGAACAUUUCAAUGAAAUAAAUUUAAGUUUAUUUUGGUGUUUUAUAUCAUUAUUACUUGCAUUAAUAGUAUUAACAAAAUUUGUACGUGAAUAUUUAAAAGUUGAUGAAGGUAUAUUAUGUAUUUUAUUUGGUGCUUUAUCAUUUUUACUUGCAUUAUGUUUACAAUAUAUAGAUGAAAAAUUUUUUGAUUUUAAUUUAAAACACACAUAUGGAAAUCAUACAAUAAUAUAUAAUGAUGAUAAUGAUGAAGAAAUCAAUUAUAUUGAUCGUCGUUUUAUUUAUAUUGUAAUGUUAUUAUCAUUAAUAAAUGCUUAUCAAACUAUAAUAUUAUUUUUUCCAGCAUUUCGUUUUGGUCAAUUACAAUAUUUAUUUUUAAUAAAAAAUAAAAAAACAAAUAAAAAAACUUUUAAAAAUAUAUUUAUAUUUAUUUUAAUAAUAAUUAAUUUUAUAUUACCAAUAUUUACAUGUUUAUUAUGGUUUAAACCAAUAAUACAACAUAUUAAUAUGAAUUAUAUAAUACAAUUAAAAAUUUUAUCAAUUAUUAUAUGUAUUUUAUUACGUAUUUGUUUAUUUAAAUUUUAUAUACAAAUAUAUCUUGAUACAGCAUUUGAUCGUGUUAAAAUUUUAUAUGAUCAACAACAAUUAACAACAACACGUAUAACUAAUUUAUCAUAUCAACGUAAUGUAACAUCAAUAUUUUUUUAUCUUGGUGUUGUUACAUCACAAUAUAUAUUACCAGGAUUUAUUGAAUUAAUUAUUUGUUUUUAUUAUAAAAAUUUUUCAUAUAAAAAUUCAAAUUUAUCUAUUAAUACAUUAACACCACCAAAAUGGUUACAACAUUUUGAUAAUUAUAUGACUAAUACAACAAAUACAAAUUCAUCAUUAAUAUUAACAUGGAAUGAUUUACAUACAUUUUUUAAUAAUCAACAUAUUACUGUAUUUCUAUCAUAUUUAUUAUUUUGGCAUCAUACAAUAUUUUGUUUGAUUAGUUGUGGUUCAUUAAUAUAUAAUACUUAUAUACAACGUGAACAACAUGUUAAUGUUAAAAACGAUUAA